UGAAGUUCUAAAAUCAUUAACUUAAUUCUCUUUUUCUUCUCUUCAUCUUCAACUUUUCCCACUUGAAUCAUGAAAUUUCAACAAAAUUCUUGAUGGGUUUUUUCAAAAUUGCAAGUUUCCUCUUCUUCUUCUUCUCCCUCCACCUCAUUAUUCAAACAAACACUGCCAUUGUCAAAUCCCAGAGGAUCGAUCAGAUCAAUCCAGGUUUUAGAGCUUCUGCAUCAGAAUUCAACCACACAAAUGGAGUUUUUCUCUUAUCGAAAAGCUCCGUUUUCGCUCUUGGCUUCUACGCCGGUGCUAAUGACAAUACAUUCUCACUCGGAAUCAUACACAUUUCCAGUUCAAGAGUAAUCUGGACAGCUAACAGAGAUUCUCUGGUCAACGAUUCUGCCUUUUUUGUGUUCAAUGAAACAGGGGAUGCUUAUUUGGAUGUUUCCGGCCAGAAUCAGACUACGGUUUGGUCGACAGAGACGGCUCAUGAAGGCGUCCUUUCAAUGCAGCUAUUGGAUUCUGGGAAUUUGGUUUUAAAGAGUAAAAAUGGAAGUUUUAUUUGGCAGAGCUUCCAUUUUCCGACCGACACCCUUUUGCCCGGCCAGGUUUUUUGGGAAGGAUUGAAGCUCAAAAGUUACCCAAAUGAUAAUGAUCUCUCGAAUUUUUUAGAAUUCAAACAAGGCGAUUUGGUUCUUUCCGCUGGUUAUCAGAAUCCCCAAAUUUAUUGGGCUCUGUCAAAUGAUAGCCGGAAAAUCCAGAGGGCCACCACCGGCGGCAGUGGGUAUGUUCUGUUUGCGAUUUUGGAGUCUAAUUAUUGGAAUUUCUACGGCAUGGAAGGGGAAUUGUUAUGGAGUUUCAAAAUUUUCUGGCACUUUAAUAGGAAAGACCGAUGGAUCUCUGUUUUAAACACCGAUGGAACGAUUUCAUUUCUGAAUUUGGAGAACAGGAAAUCAGCAGAGCCAGAGACAAUUCGCAUUCCGGCAGAAAUAUGUGGCGUUCCGGAGCCUUGCAAUCCUCUUUUCAUCUGUUACUUCGACAAUCAUUGCCAAUGCCCUUCGACGAUUCUAGACAAAAAUUUCAAUUGUAAACUCCCUUCAAUUCCCUGUAAUGGCAGUUCUAAUUCCACCAAGCUUCUGUAUUUGGGGGAAAAUCUUGAUUAUUUCGCUCUUCGUUUCUCAACGCCUUCGUUCAAUUCUGAUUUGAGCUCUUGCAAAACAGCUUGCUUUAGUAAUUGCUCUUGCAAUGUAAUGUUCUAUGAACCAGUUUCGAGAAAUUGCUACUUCUUCAAUGAAAUCGGAAGUUUACAGCGAUCAGAAGGAGGUUCUGGUGGGUACAUUUCUUAUAUGAAAACAAACCUCCCGAUCAAUGGAAACAACAGCGAAACGAACCCAAGUCCAAACAGAAGAAAGCACAUUGUGCUUAUGAGUUUACUUAUGGCUGCAAUGGCUCUGGGGUUCAUGGGGUUGCUGUGUUUUUUGUUCUACCGCCAGAAAAUGAAGGAAUUGUUAAGCUCCAUUGAUGAAGCGACGGAGGAAGAUAAAUUUCUCAAUGAGAUCUCUGGUGCGCCAAUGCGGUACAGCUACCGGCAGCUCCGGAGAGCGACAAAGAAUUUCUCCACGAAAAUCGGGGAUGGAGGAUUCGGGUCGGUUUAUUUGGGAAAGAUGGGAGAUGGGUCGAGAUUGGCAGUGAAGAAAUUGGAGAGAAUUGGACAAGGAGGGAGAGAGUUCCAAGCAGAAGUGAGUUUGAUCGGCGGGAUCCACCAUGUGAAUCUUGUGAAGCUGAAAGGGUUUUGUUCCGAAAGUCUUCAUAGGCUUCUGGUUUAUGAGUAUAUGAGCAAUGGAUCCUUGGAUAAGUGGAUUUUCAACAAGAAAGAGGAUGAUCUGCUUUUGGAUUGGAACACAAGAUUUAGCAUUGCAUUGGGUACGGGGAGGGCAUUAGCGUACCUUCAUCAAGAAUGCGAAUCAAAGAUAAUCCACUGCGACAUAAAGCCAGAGAACAUCCUUUUAGACGAAAACUUCACACCCAAACUCUCUGAUUUUGGAAUGGCCAAAUCAAUGGACAAACAACACACCUCCAUCUUCACACAGCUUCGUGGAACCAGAGGCUACGUCGCUCCAGAAUGGAUCACAACCCUCGCCAUCUCCGACAAGAGCGAUGUCUACAGCUACGGCAUGCUUCUACUCGAGAUAAUCGCCGGGAGGAAGAGCUACGAUCCCGAUUAUCCGCCGGAGAUGGCGCAUCUCCCGUCCUACGCAACUAGGAUGGUGGCGGAGCAAAAGGGGUUUCGUGUGUUGGACUCAAGAGUGGCGGGGGAGGCAGAGGGUGAUUGGCGGGUGGAGGCGGCAGUGCAGGUGGCGGUGUGGUGUGUCCAGGAGGAGCCAAGUCUACGGCCUCCGAUGAGGAAGGUGGUGCAGAUGCUAGAGGGGGUUUGUCCGGUGCCGAUGCCGCCGUGUACGGCGGAGAUGGGGGCGAGUUUGUGGUGGAGUAAUGAAGGAUUGGGAAUGAACUUGAAUGGGUGUUUUAGUGAAGUGAGGUUGUCGGAUGUUCGAUUGUCGGGACCUCGAUGA
Molecule: messenger RNA, 2558 nt
Organism: Cucumis melo (muskmelon)
Lineage: Eukaryota; Viridiplantae; Streptophyta; Magnoliopsida; Cucurbitales; Cucurbitaceae
Product: G-type lectin S-receptor-like serine/threonine-protein kinase SD2-5
Exons: 2
Coding region: 93-2558 (821 amino acids)
Biological process (GO): protein phosphorylation
Molecular function (GO): protein serine/threonine kinase activity; ATP binding
Source: RefSeq, a predicted model, not a curated record